AGGUGGGGCUCAUGGGUAAUGCAGCAUCAGAGGGAGGGAUUGCUUAUGUAACUGGGACAGCAGAUUUAGCAAAAGGAAAGGAGGCAGAGGCUGGGGAUGGGAGCAGUGAGCUGUCGGCAGGGACAACACACCCGGGUGUCUGCUCCUCAGAAGGGUGGCAACAUCCAGGGUCACUGGGCCCGAGGCUGGAAGAGCCUCUGGUAUGGUAUGGGGACCAUCAGGUCAGGUCUGGAAGAACUAUGGGAACUGCAGAGGCAUCAGUGCCUACAUCAGGAGCUCCUCGAGCCAACCCCACUGCAGCUAGAGAAGCAAAUGUCUGAGUGGCCAUUGCCUCAGUUCGUCAGCCUCUUUCUACCAGAGUUUCCCAUGAGGCCUGUUACGGAGCAGCAGAAGCUGAAGAUUUUAGGCCUUGUGGCUAAAGGUUCAUUUGGAACUGUCCUGAAAGUGCUAGAUUGUGCCCAGAAAGCUGUAUUUGCAGUGAAGGUGGUGCCCAAAGUAAAAGUUCUACAGCGGGAUACCUUGAGGCAGUGUAAAGAGGAGGUUAGCAUCCAGCGACAGAUCAGCCAUCCUUUUGUACACAGUUUGGGGGACAGCUGGCAGGGGAAACGACACCUCUUUAUUAUGUGUAGCUACUGCAGCAUGGAUCUCUACUCCCUGUGGUCUGCUGUUGGUUGUUUUCCAGAGGAUUCUAUCCGUCUCUUUGCAGCUGAACUGGUCCUUGUACUGUGCUAUCUCCAUGACUUGGGUAUCAUCCAUCGUGAUGUAAAGAUGGAGAAUAUCCUGCUGGAUGAACGAGGCCAUCUGAAAGUGACAGACUUUGGUCUGUCUCGCCGCCUAUCCCAGGGAGCACGAGCCUAUACUAUCUGUGGCACUCUUCAAUACAUGGCCCCAGAGGUCCUGAGUGGUGGGCCUUACAACCACACUGCUGACUGGUGGUCCCUUGGAGUAUUGCUUUUCUCUCUGGCAACUGGUAAGUUUCCAGUGGCUGCAGAGAGAGAUCAUGUGACUAUGUUGGCAAGUGUGACCCACUGUGAAUCUGAGAUCCCAGCAUCUGUUAAUCAGGAGCUUUCACUCCUGCUCCAUGAGCUCUUAUGCCAGAACCCUCUGUACCGUCUACGAUAUCUGCAUCACUUCCAGGUCCACCCUUUCUUUCGAGGUGUGGCCUUUGACCCUGAGCUCCUACAGAAGCAGCAAGUGAACAUCGUCAUGGAGACACAAGAUACCUGGCCCAGUCCAUUGGAGUCCACGUCCUUCGAGGACUUUGACUGUGAUCUGGAGUCCUUGGUCUACUCCAUCUCUAUUGAUUCCUAUUAAUUUUCUACUGUAGAUAUAGGCACCCAGCCAGAAACCACUCAGUACCACCAUUAUAAUGAUUUAGUUUCUACUUUGUUGUUCCUUACUGUUCUAUUGUAGGUACUGGGCCGGAGUUUAAUCUUUGGCAUUCUGCAACUGAUAGUCAAAACUGCCCCUGAUGCUUUCCUAUCAUACAACCCACCUCUCAAUUGUGGGUCAAGGCAAUGACCUUUGCUUCUCCAAUACUUUUACUUGAGCUGCCAAACAAAGGCUUCCUAAACUUUACUUUAUCCAUGUUUUUCUACCAAACUUCCUUUCUUGGGCAAUAAUGACACUUGGUGGACUCCCAAGGAGCUAUUUAUAUGUUUUAUAAGUUAGUCAGAUGUCAGGUGGUAGUGCCACAUGUAUUUAAUCUCUGCACUGGGGAUGCAGAGGCAGGUAGAUCUCUGUGAGUUUGAGGCCAGCCUAUUCUACAGAGUUCCAGGAUACUCAGGGAUACACAGAGAAACCCUGUCUCAGAAACAAAACAAAACAAAACAAGGAUUAUUAAAUUGAUCGUUUCUCCCAUACAACCCAAGAUUUAGAGUUGGUUUUAUUUGUUUUCACUUCUGAACUGGACCAGCAGAGGACCAGGGGAUCAGAAAAUGAAGAAGGAAAGUAUGGGAUCAUGUUUUGCCCAAGCUAUAUCUUAUGUCACACCAAGCAGGCUUAUUUUAUUAAGUCCAGCAUCUUAUAUACAGGAAAAUGGGAUAGAAUCAUCAGAAAACUGUCUUCAGUGGACUGAAGUCAGCAGGAAGCUAAUCAAGCAAUGUUGAAUGAAGGGGAAACAAAUGCAUCACAGAGGAGCACAGAGCAGCCUUGGUACUAAUAGCCUUUUAGGGGGAAAGAGUUAGUUUCUCAUAUAAAGCAGCAGCUCCCCCAGAGCCCUAGCCCUAGACCAUUGGCUUUGCUAAGCAUAUUCCUCAUUUUAGACAAGAAACUUCAUUCCUCCACACAUCAGGCCUCAAGGAUCAGCCUGGCUCCCCCUCCCAACACCUUUAGUUUUAAGAUCCAGGGAUUUUGUGUUGUUACUGUUUUAAUUUCGUGAUCCUAGGGAUCACACCUAGGGCCUUUAUAUGCUAGGUAUGUGUCUAUUUAGUCACAUUCCCAGUGUUUGUUCACCCAGGUUCCUUCUGAGACAUCUCUUUAAAUUGCCAAAGCUGGGAUAUUAAACUUACCCAGGCAGACCUUGUAAUCUUCCUGCUUUGAUCUUCCAAAUGGCUGAGACUAUAGGCCUGUACUACACGGCCUAUGGUAAGGUUGGGUUUUGAUGGACAAAUGAAAGGAUUGAGAGUCAUGACAUUAAAUUUAGCGUUUAAAUAAAAAAAUCUAAAAAAAAAAUGUUUUAAUAAAUAAAAAAUCUAAAAAAAAAAAUGUUUUAAAUUUAGCAUUUAAAGUUACAGAUGUAAGCCAAGAACAUUUUCCUGUUGUAAGGAAAACCAUCUUACCUUUGUUUCCAGACAGGGUUUCUCUGUGUAGCCCUGGCUGUCCUGGAACUCACUCUGUAGACCAGGCUGGCUUCGAACUCAGAAAUUCACCUGCCUCUGCCUCCCAAGCGCUGGGAUUAAAGGCAUGCACCACCGCUGCCCGACUUGGUUCUUUUCUUUAACCUUGCACUGCCCAGGGUCUGUGAGUUGUAAGACACCACUACUGAACAGACCAGCCCUAAACAUUGGUUAUUAACUGAGGGAAACAGGUUUCAGAUUUCUAAUUUCUUAAAUUAAUUAAAAGAUUUGUUUGUA
Mastomys coucha (southern multimammate mouse) is the source of this 3074-nucleotide messenger RNA. RefSeq names its product ribosomal protein S6 kinase related (gene Rskr). Bases 97 to 1314 code for a protein of 405 amino acids. The record is from RefSeq and is a predicted model, not a curated record. Gene Ontology annotation, molecular function: ATP binding; protein kinase activity. NCBI's taxonomy places the organism in Eukaryota, Metazoa, Chordata, Mammalia, Rodentia, Muridae. The transcript has 12 exons. Gene Ontology annotation, biological process: protein phosphorylation.